UGACAGCCCAACAACUCCUAUUGACCAAGGGAAGCUUCCUGGUCGUCCCAAGCCAUGCCCUCAUCGGCUUUAGUUAUGCAGAUAUCAAGGGGAAGCAUCCAUCCAUCUAUAGGCCUGCCAAUAAUACAAUGUCACUCACCAGCCUGCUUAUUGUCCUCGCAGCCACCAGUACCAUAUUCACUGCCGCCAAUGGGAGCGGGAGCUGCAUCCCGGCUGAGCGAGCGGCGCUGCUCUCUUUCAAAGCCGGCAUCACAAGCGACCCAACGGAUCUCCUCGGCUCAUGGCAGGGCCACAACUGCUGCCAGUGGAGCGGUGUCAUCUGCGACAACCGCACAGGCAACGUCGUCGAGCUCCGCCUCCGCAACACCUACAUCUCAGCUGACACCCGACUGUUUUGGUGCGUGCCUGAAGGAGAACCAGACCCAUUGCAAGGGAAGAUAAGUCCUUCUUUGCUCGCCUUACAGCACUUGGAGCAUCUUGAUCUUAGUGGUCACAAUCUUGGGGGUGUGGGCGUGCCCAUACCCAAAUUCCUGGCCUCCUUCAACAAGACUUUGACAUACCUCAACCUUGGUUGCAUGAAUUUCGAUGGAAAACUGCCUCCUCAGCUUGGUAACCUCUCUAGGUUGCUGCAUCUUAACCUGGCGUCUCCUGUUUCCACUCAAACUCUCUUGCAUUCUGAAGACAUGUCAUGGGUGUCUAACCUCCAUUUACUAAGGUCUCUCGACAUGAGUGGAGUGAACCUCACCACCGUUGGUGAUUGGGUUCGGGUCGUCACCCUUCUUCCUUCUCUGGAAGACCUUCGACUCAGUAAUUGUGGGCUCGGGUUACCACAUCAACCUGUAGUGAAUUCAAAUAGAAGUUCACUACAAUUGUUGUAUCUAGAUAACAACAGAAUCGACACACUGAAUCCAGCCUACUGGUUUUGGGAUGUUGGUACGAUCAAGGAACUUGAUCUUUCAACAAAUCAAAUAGCUGGCCAAAUUCCAGAUGCAGUCGGAAACAUGACAAUGCUUGAGACACUUGCCUUGGGUGGCAAUUACCUCUCAGGCAUAAAAUCUCAACUAUUCAAAAACUUAUGCAACCUGAAGGUGCUAGGGCUAUGGUCAAAUGAGGUCCAACAGGAUAUGCCAGAAUUUGUGGACGGAUUUCCUGGGUGUGCAAACAGUAAAUUACGAUCCUUAGAUUUGUCACUCACAAAUCUUACUGGAGGGAUUCCAAGCAGUAUAAAAAAGUGGAGUAACUUAACAGAGCUCGGACUCUCUAAUAAUAUGCUUGUAGGAUCAAUGCCUUCGGAAAUUGGUCAUCUGAGUAAUCUUGAGGUGUUGGUCCUACAAAACAACAAGUUGAACGGUUAUGUAUCAGAGAAACAUUUUACCAGUCUAUUGAAAUUGAGGUAUGUGGACUUAUCUCGCAACUCUCUGCACAUCAUGAUCAGCUCAAACUGGGUCCCCUCAUUUAGCCUGAAAGUGGCUCGUUUUGCCGGUAACAAGAUGGGACCUCAUUUUCCAUCGUGGCUUAAAGGACAGAAAGAUGUUUUCGAUCUUGACAUUUCUGGUGCAAGCAUAGCUGAUCGUCUUCCUGGAUGGUUUUGGAAUGUAUUCUCAAAAGUUCGAUAUUUGGAUAUCUCUUUUAAUCAAAUAAGUGGCAGGCUGCCAGGAACACUGAAAUUUAUGACUUCUGCACAAAGGCUUGACCUUAGCUCAAACAGCUUAACAGGUUUGCUGCCACAACUACCAGAAUUCUUGACGGUCCUUGAUAUCUCCAAUAACUCUUUAUCAGGACCACUUCCCCAAGACUUUGGAGCUCCGAUGAUUCAAGAGUUUCGACUAUUUGCAAAUCGCAUCAAUGGACAGAUUCCAACAUAUAUAUGUCAACUGCAGUAUUUGGUAGUGCUGGAUCUUUCAGAAAACCUUCUAACAGGGGAACUUCCCCAAUGUUCGAAGCAAAAAAUGAACACAACAGUAGAGCCCGGAUGCAUAGAACUGUCAGCUCUGAUCUUGCACAACAACAGUCUCUCUGGCAGAUUCCCUGAAUUCUUGCAACAAAGUCCACAGUUGACACUGCUUGAUCUUUCCCACAACAAGUUUGAGGGAGAGCUUCCAACAUGGAUAGCAGGGAACUUGCCAUAUUUGUCAUAUCUGCUGUUGCGGUACAAUAUGUUCAAUGGUUCUAUUCCACUUGAGCUCACUGAACUAGUAGAACUCCAGAUCUUGGACCUUGCAAAUAAUAGAAUGUCAGGAAUUAUACCUCAUGAAUUGGCCAGCUUGAAAGCAAUGAAUCAGCAUAGCGGCAUAAGAUCUAACAACCCCUUGGCGAGCCAGGACACAAGGAUAACAUUGCACGCUGACAAAGUAAGAGUAAUAAAGUAUGAUAGUGGCCUGCAGAUGGUAAUGAAAGGUCAAGAACUUUUUUACACCAGUGGAAUGGUAUAUAUGGUCAGCCUUGAUUUGUCCUACAAUAAUUUAGUUGGAGAGGUUCCAGAUGAAAUAGCAUCUCUUGUUGGGUUGAUAAAUUUGAAUAUCUCCCAUAAUCAGUUCACUGGAAAGAUUCCAGACAACAUUGGCUUGCUACGAGCAUUAGAGUCUCUUGAUCUCUCAUUCAACGAGCUUUCAGGUGAAAUUCCCUGGAGUCUUUCAGAUAUAACAACACUGAGCCACUUAAACCUGUCAUAUAAUAAUCUCUCUGGAAGAAUACCCUCGGGAAAUCAGCUACAGGCACUUUAUGAUCCAGAAUCUAUGUACGUUGGCAACAAAUAUCUUUGUGGGCCUCCUCUUUCUAAAAAAUGCUUGGGGCCAGAGGUAACUGAAGUUCACCCUGAAGGAAAAAAUCAAAUAAAUAGUGGCAUAUAUUUUGGACUGGCUUUAGGGUUCGCCACGGGACUCUGGAUUGUUUUUGUUACCUUCUUAUUUGCGAAGACCUGGAGAGUUGCCUACUUCAAACUGCUUGAUAAGCUCCAGGAUAAUAUGCAACUGUCUGUGGCUAUGAUAUCUGCUAAGGGCUAUUGCUUCCAAAGCACUAUUGUCACUCCCUAAUGGUGAAAUCACUUGAUACUGGCUAGGGCUUUUGUCUUUUCUUCUUUUAAUUUUUACUCCUGAUCUAUGAUUGUAUUUCGUGCUUUUCUGUGUCUACCUUGUACUACAAGGUCGAUUAUUGUAAGAACAAAGCAUUGUUAGAUAUCAAGACAAUUGAGAAUCAUGAAAUAAAUUGUCAAAUAAAUUAGUUUGCCUUAUUUCA
Messenger RNA from Brachypodium distachyon (stiff brome), 3234 nucleotides. RefSeq names its product receptor-like protein EIX2. Gene Ontology annotation, molecular function: protein binding. The record is from RefSeq and is a predicted model, not a curated record. The coding region runs from base 129 to 3032 and encodes 967 amino acids. Lineage: Eukaryota; Viridiplantae; Streptophyta; Magnoliopsida; Poales; Poaceae. The transcript has a single exon.